AUGGCUUUUCAAAACUUACCAACCGAGAUCCUUCUCAUGAUCGGUGAACGUGCCGACGAUAAACCCCUUCAAAGUGUUUGUCUGACAUGUCGUCGGUUCAUGGACCUCUUCUACGAAAUGGCAUUUCACACCGCUAAGCUCGACGACACUCCAGAGUCAGCAAAAGAUAUUCUUGCACUCGUAUCAGGGUCUCGGAACCACCUGAUUCGCAAGAUUCAUUACACUCCCCGUGAUCCUUGGGGGCGAUCGGCUCGUGAGAUUGCGCUCUUGAAGAAAAGGCACCCAGGACCAGUCCAAUAUCCCACAAACAAACCGUAUAUGCGAUUCGCAAAUGAAACAGACCAAGCGUUUGAUAGCCUCGAAAAACUUGGGCUUGGUAAACUAAAGUUUCAGUUUGAUCUUCGUGGUUGGGACCUCAACCAGUGGCGUGAAGACUGCCUCACCGUCAAUCGGGAGAUCCAACCCUACUACGAAGAGAAUUGGCUAGAAUUCAUCGAGGCGAGUUUUAAGGCCCUCGCAAGAAUAAUCAUGUCGAUCUCACAUCUGGAAAUCAACGGUCUUCCACACCUGGCCUCAAAGAUCCGUUACUACCAUUUCCAGCCGUUUAAAACCGUGGGGCCUGUAUGGUCAAUCACUACAUUUGAGAUUUCGCUGGCUGAGGUCAAUGAGAGAUUUGAAGCUUGCACGAAUGCCCAUAGAAGCUUUGUGUGGCGGCUGCCCCGUACUUUCUUCAGGUAUUUGACAGAUGUACAAAACUUAAAGAUUAUGGGAACGGAGAAUGCUGUCAUUGAGAGCCCUGGCUUCGAGGCGAUCGCCUGGGACGACUGCGAAAUGAAGUGGUUGGAAUCCUUCGAGAUCGAGUACUCCCAUAUUACGGAUGAGCUGCUUUGUUUCCUUUACCGUCGUGUGAAAAGUUGGAAGAAACUCUGUUUCAGGAAUUGUUUUGGAGAAAGGAAGCGGAGAUGGUUGGACCUCAUUCAAAUGUUUCUUCACGAACAACCCACAAAGCUCGUUGAAUUUGAGAUUGUGUCUUACCCUGUCCGCUUGCGACAUGGCCAGCCGGACUAUUUCGAGAAAGGAGACGUCCAUGGAUAUGGAAUGUCGAAGGAAGCAAAGAAGGAAAAGAUGAGGAGAUUCGUGGUCGGAAAAGCAAACCUCACGAUCAAAAACUUUGAACCUGCCGAGAUACAUGCUGACGACGAUGAUCCGGAGCUUGAUGAGAGUGAUGUUAUUGAGCGCUGGAAGGAACUUGAAGGGUUGAUGGAGAGAAACAAAAAGAGACCAGCUUGGUAA
Fusarium poae is the source of this 1293-nucleotide messenger RNA. RefSeq lists its product as uncharacterized. The coding region runs from base 1 to 1293 and encodes 430 amino acids. The record is from RefSeq and is a predicted model, not a curated record. Gene Ontology annotation, molecular function: protein binding. NCBI's taxonomy places the organism in Eukaryota, Fungi, Ascomycota, Sordariomycetes, Hypocreales, Nectriaceae. The transcript has a single exon.